Molecule: messenger RNA, 717 nt
Organism: Cyphellophora attinorum
Lineage: Eukaryota; Fungi; Ascomycota; Eurotiomycetes; Chaetothyriales; Cyphellophoraceae
Exons: 2
Coding region: 1-717 (238 amino acids)
Source: RefSeq, a predicted model, not a curated record
AUGUCUUCAAUACAUAAAGGCCGCCCACUUCCAGCCUCCUCCAUCCAAAAUUCUCUCUCGCGCCUUGCACCACCACCUUCGUCUAACGACUCGUACACCGGCACCUUCCACACAUUCAUCGUCAUCCCGACUUCACACAAGAUGCCUCCAAAGAAAGCUGCGGCUCCUGUCGAGGGCGGCGCCAUGACACUCACACCUGCCAUGAUCGCUACCCUCCAUGGUGUCCUCACAAACAUGACCGACUUCACACCCGACUGGAACAAGAUCAAGGCCGACACUGGCAAGCAAAAUCCGCGUCGCGACUUUGCAGAGCUCGCUAAGAAGAUGGGUCUCCUGUUCGCCAAUGGCACGUUCACCAAGAUCGAAGACGCCGCUGCCCCUGCUGCUCCGCCUGUCAAGAAAGCUGCUGCAACCAAGAAGGCUCCCGUUGCCAAGUCCGAAGAUACCGAUGCUGAUGCUGCUGCCCCUGUCAAGAACCCUGCAGCGACCAAGAAGGCUCCUGCUGAGAAGAAGAUUGUGGCUCCCAAGAAGGCUCCAGCUACCAAGAAGAAGGCCGGUGAAACUACUGGACCUCCGGCGAAGAAGCGCAAGACCGACGCCAAGGUCAAGGCCGAAGAGAGCUCUGAGGACGAGGCAAAGGAGGGAUCGGGCAAGGAGGAGAGCAGCGAGGGCGACGAGGGUGGCGAGAAUUCUCCGAGUGCAGAUGAGGACGAAUGA